AUGACUCAGGUGCCUGCUGACUACGUGUCAACCACCAGCUCCUACAACUAUGAGCAGCCCCUUCCUUCCGUGGCUCGGACGAACGCUCUCACCAGGGUACCUCCAGCCAAAAAAAUAACCUUCUUCAAGAGUGGAGAUCCUCAGUUUGCAGGAGUCAAGAUGGCCAUCAACCAGCGAAGCUUCAAGAGCUUCAAUGCGCUCAUGGAUGACCUUUCUCAUCGGGUCCCACUGCCAUUUGGGGUACGGACCAUCACCACCCCACGAGGAAUCCAUUGCAUCAAUGAGCUGGACCAACUGGAGGACGGAGGAUGGUACCUUUGCUCCGACAAAAAAUAUGUCAAGCCCAUUAACAUUGCUUCUGGGGGACACAGGCCAGGUCCUCCACGAAGUGGUCGUCCCUCCAGUACCUUGAGAAGAGCAGCUCAGGAAGGCAAGCUUGAAGAUUACUCCACACCUUUCACUCACCAUGGCCCCAGAAUACCCAAGAAAAUCACUCUAGUUAAGAAUGGAGAAAGUGGGUUUCGGCGCUCGAUUAUCUUGAACCGCAGAAAUGCCAGGAGUUUUAAAACUCUCCUGGAUGAGAUUUCAGAGAUCCUGCAAUUCCCAGUGAAGAAGCUCUACACUGCUGACGGGAAGAAGAUCGACAGCAUGCAGGCUCUGCUUCACUGCCCCAGCAUCCUGGUGUGUGUCGGCCGGGAGCCAUUUAAACCUAUAUCAAUGGAGAACUUGAGGAAACACUCGGUGGAGAAGCUGCCCGACCUGGCUCCCCGUUCCAACGGCAACAAUGUCAACGAAAACAAUGAAAUGGACUUUGGACUGAAAGCCAAAAAAAGUGUUAUCCAUCCACGGUCAGCAUCGAGCAAUAGGUCAAUGAGAUUUUCCUUAUCAUCGGAAAAGUCGUAUCCUAAUGGUCUCGUCGCCUCACCGGAUAAUGGCCCACCUUUCUCAAACAGCUUCUCACACACAAAACCUGGGGAUUUGGUUCAUUCUUUGGUCAACGACGACAUAGAAAAACGGGUACAUGUAAACAAGGACGGUAGCCUGUCCGUUGAGAUGAAAGUCCGCUUCCGCUUGCUAAAUGAUGAGACUUUGCAGUGGUCCACCCAGAUCAAAAAGUCCAAUCUGAUGAACCAGAGGCCUUGUGAAGAGUCAGGUCUAGAGGAGGACAGUGGAGUAGACCCAAUACAGAAAAUGAACCCAGAGGCCAGCUCAGAGGCCGACGACUCAUUAUAUCCCUGUGAUAUUGAUUCUUACAUGUCAAAACUUGAGGAAUCAGAAUAUGAUGAGGCUCAUUGUCACAGCUGUGGAAAGAAACACCAGGACUACGACAUUUGGAAAAACCCCAUGCACACAUCCCAGAGGGAAGAGCCUGGUGUACGAAGCACCUGGCACACACGGUCGUCAUGCUCCAGCACAUCUUCCCGGAGGAGAGUAGUCCACAAAAAAAUGGCUUCUGUGGAUAGCCUCAACACCACAACCAGUGAGGAAUUCUCUGAGCACAUUGUGCAAGAGUCCUCAUCCUACUCAGAAACUAUAGAGAGCAGGGUGGCGUACAGAUCUGUUAAAAAAUGUAGGUGUCGAAGUGAUUUGUCUACAGGGGCUUCCAAUGUAGAAGAUCAGCAAGAAUACACUCGGGCAAGCACGAGAAAUAGUCAGAGACCUUCUUCAUUGGGUUUAGUGUCACGUUCAAGCUGUGAAGACAACCUGGAUACUCAAGAUGACUCCGAAGACCAUGAGGCCAGAAAAAACAAUUCACAAAAUGAAGACGAAGUAUCACAAAAUGAAGUAUCGUCUGUGAAAUGUUUAAAGGAGGAUGUGGAAGAGGUUGAAAGCAGUAGGGUUGGGAGCGUCAUGUCCAGGUCAUCUGUGCAGUCCAGACAGAGCAAGAAGAAUAUAUGUGAGGAAACAAGUAGCAUUGGUAGGAGCAUGUCCUCCUCAAGCCUUCAGAAAGCAAAUCAAGAAGAUAACACCAGGUCUUCUACUCCUGCCAACAGUGUACACAGCAAGUCUAGUAACUGUACCACGCCAAGAGAAAAGAGUGAGCAGAAUGACCACUCUGAUGAUAAUGCAGUGGUCUCCUCCUUCUCCAGUGAGUCCUGCCCUAAGAAAGAGGCUGAAGACGCUGAAGCAGAACAAGAAGAAAAUGAAAUCAAUGAAGUCAGCUCAGUGUCAGCAAAAUCAAAGCCUAGCCAAUCAAUUAGAGAUGAGAGCAGUGAAGGUGAACGAUGUUCUACACAAGGAACCUCCCAUUCCAGAGCUAGUGGCAGGAACAGCAAAAGAAACGACAGUGAUGAGACCAUUCCGUGCAAUGCCUCUUGCUCUUCCAGAGGAUCCAAAAAGAGCAAACACAGCCAUAUUAAUUUGGAUGCACAGUCUGAAGUGUCUAUAUCUUCACUUGAAUCCACCCCAAAUAAAAAAAAGAGUUCCCUGCACACAGCUGAUCUGAGAUCAGGCAGCAGGACUUCUAAUUACUCCAAAAGCUCAUGUGAAAUCAAGAAAAAAUCUACUGGAGACCCCAAGUCUCAUAACUCAGGGUCUUCUCCCACAAAUAUUUCAUCUACUAGUGAAGCAGAGGCAAUUACACAUUUUGUUGAGGAGCAAAGCUCCAAAAGUACUGCCAAUGGCUACAGUGAAUCCUCAAAAGGCUCAAAGAAGAGAAGCUAUAGAGAAGAAACUAGUAAGCCAUCAUCCCUCUGCUCAAGUGUUUCAAACUUUAAUGGAAAACCUGGGGAGUGUUGUUCCAAGAUUAAUUCAGAGCCGUCUUCUUCAAGACAGGGAAGUGUGAGUGAGAGUGUAUGUUCGAAAGGUGAUCGCUCAGCUGAGGCUGGGAUUAGGAAUGGAAAGCCUUCAAGUGUGUCUUCAAGAGUCUCUUCUAAGUCAGAAGUAAAAGAUAAAUGCUUGUUGCCACAGAAAUCCGAGGAAAGUAAUAGUCGAUAUUCACAAUCAAACAUAUCCCAGUCUUCUAAAUCGAAGCCGAUAAAAACUAGAAAUCUUGGCGUGAAGAUGUCAAACUCCAGUCGAGCAUCAUUGUCUGAGACCUUGUCAGUAUGUAGUAUGCAUCGUCCUGCCCCACCAAAAGGGAAGCCAAAGAACAAAAAAAUACGUUCAGCCAUGUUGAAGAAUUCAUCUCGUAGCAGCAUGGGGUCUGAGUCGGUGCGGACCACAGGAAAAGAGCAGAAAGAAAUUGUAGAUUCCUCCAAAACAACUUCCUAUGGGUCUAAGUCAGCUGCAACUGGAAUAAAUGAUGAGAAGAAUCAAGCAAUUGAUGAUUCUUGCAGCAGAAAGGUGGAGGAAGAGUUAGAAGGCAUGGACAUGCAGGAGGAAGGGGGUGAUUUAAUGCCAUCUGCUCUACCAAAUACAUCUCCAGAAGAAGUCGUGCAAGAAUGGCUAAGUAAAAUCCCUUCAGAAACAUUGCUUAUGAAAGAUGAAAUGGAAGGUGAUGCAGAAGAAGAAUGUGUAGAGGCAACCACUGAAGUAUCACACUGUACAAACACUGAGGAAAUCUCAGAAGAUGAAAAAGCUGAGAAAAAUAAUGUGGAGGAGGCUGAAAAUGAGGCAGAGGUUGAAGUGAAAAAGGAGACAGCACAAGACACUGCUAUCAAUGAAGAAGCUGAAGAUUGUGUGAAUCAGGAAGAAAUCUCUGAGGUUGUGUCCGAAGCUGCCAAAGCUGACCAGGCAGAAUGCAACCAGUCAGUCACGUCCAGCCAAAAUAACAACAGAAGAGAUCUCCCAACAGAAGUCCAGACUUCCGUCCAGAUCAUGAAAGCCUUGCUCAGUUCAAAACAUGAAACAAAAUUUGACCGAUCAAACAGUUUGCCCGAAGUGUCCCCCACUAUGGGGAGAAAACUGAGUAACUCUGCCAACAUCUUGAUUACUUGUCUUGCCAGUCUCCAACUCCUUGAUGAAGAGUCAGAAGAUCCAUCAGAUAAAUCAAAACGUUUGAAUAAGCCAAGGUAUAUGGAGCUGCUAAACAUUUUUCAAGCCCUGUGGCUUGGAGGCACGGCUGAAAAAAGUGGUCCAAGUUCAGAUCAAGAGGCAAGUGAGCAGGCAAAGACAGCCUCUGGGUGUAAAGCCCCCAAAUCUGCAAAUUAUGACUUCACUCCCAUGUCCUCCUCUGGGGUUGAUGUUAGCAGUGGUUCUGGUGGCUCAGGAGAAGAGAUUACAGCUGGCCCCAGGGAAGGCACUUUAACGACACAGAAAACUGCUGAAUUCAAAUCAGGUGGACCAGCAGAUAGUGGAGAGACUGGCACUGAACUGACAGAGGCCGAGGAGAAAAGUAAAGAGGAAGAGCAGUCAUCUCGGCCUUCGACAGCCCGCUCAAAGUCAAAAGGUGAGGGAAAAGCACAGUCUACAAGGGAGCAUUCUCUAACUCAAGAGGCAGAGGAGAGUAAGGAGGACCAGUGCAGCAACUGUGAAAAUGGUCUGGAAGAAGGGGGAGAAAAUGAAAACAAAGAAACAGGCAAACUAACUGAAAACGGAGAACAAGAAGAAGUUGAAGCUGUGAAUGAUGAACUCUCAAAAGAAAAUGUUGAAGAGGAAGCUGAUCAGCUAGACGCUACUGCUGAUGCAAAUGUCAACGAUGUUGAUGGUGGGACAGAGCUGAAUGCUGAUUUGGAAGAGCAGCUUGAAAAAGAGUCUCCAAAUGACCCACAGCCCGCAGUCGAUACAGCCACCAUUGUGGACUCUUCCCUUGUCCAGCAAAACUCAAUGGAUCCAGACCCAACCUGGGUCCUGAAAUUGCUCAAGAAAAUUGAGAAGGAGUUCAUGGCUCACUAUGUCAGUGCCAUGAAUGAUUUCAAAGUCAGGUGGAACCUGCAGAACAACAAGCAGACAGAUGAAAUGAUACUGGAGCUGAAGGAGGAAGUGAGUAAAAGGAUACAAAGAAGCAUAGAGAAGGAGCUGAGGAAGAUAAAAGCCAGAGCAGGAAAGAGGAUGCCGAGACCUCCAGAUGAACCACUCAAACGUGAGUCAACACUUCAAACUGAGCAGAGGAGACGGCGACUGCAAACUAUGCAUAAAAAGUCACUCUUCAAUGACAAGAAUGGAACCCAAACUAGGUUAGAGGACACGUCAGACUUAUCAUUUCAUAUAGAUGAAGAUAUAGCAUUUAGUGCAACUUUUGAGGCCAGUAUUAGUAAACAAACAAGUGAAGACGAAUAUUGCCCGUGUGAUUCUUGUGUGAGGAAAAAAAUGGCUUCCAAGCCCAUAAGGAACCCAGUGGUGGCCACCAAUGCCCCAGUCAUGAAAGCAUUUGAUUUACAGCAAAUCCUGAGGUUGAAGAAAAAUGAUGAGGAAGCCUGUGUCUCAGAAGCAGCCCAGGACAUCAAAACAAUUCCCAGGAGUUCUGCAGAGGAAGCAGCAGAAAACAGUGAGAAAGAAGAGGAGGAGGAAGCAAAGGAAGAGGAAGAUGAAGAAGAGAAGGAGGAAGAGGAGGAAGAAACA
Apaloderma vittatum (bar-tailed trogon) is the source of this 5442-nucleotide messenger RNA. RefSeq names its product retinitis pigmentosa 1-like 1 (gene RP1L1). Gene Ontology annotation, biological process: intracellular signal transduction; retina development in camera-type eye; axoneme assembly. NCBI's taxonomy places the organism in Eukaryota, Metazoa, Chordata, Aves, Trogoniformes, Trogonidae. The record is from RefSeq and is a predicted model, not a curated record. Gene Ontology annotation, cellular component: axoneme. The annotation marks the transcript as partial. The transcript has 4 exons.